Molecule: messenger RNA, 519 nt
Organism: Aspergillus clavatus NRRL 1
Lineage: Eukaryota; Fungi; Ascomycota; Eurotiomycetes; Eurotiales; Aspergillaceae
Exons: 1
Coding region: 1-519 (172 amino acids)
Source: RefSeq, a predicted model, not a curated record
AUGAUCUCCCAACCUCUCAAGCUGGCAGGGCAUCUCGCCAUCUUCAGCCUUGUCAAUGCUGAUUGUGUUCUCCAUACUACAUUGAAGGAGCAGGUUACCAAGCCAGAAAAAAGACCCGAACUUUGCCAGGCCAUGGGUCCAGAUAGCUGGACGUUUGCCAUGCAAAUCAGUGCAGUCUCUGUUCCAACAUUCGAUGGAGACAACCCAUUUGCCGGGUAUACUGGCACCAAGUCGUUCAUUGUAUAUGACAAUAACUGUAUCGCCAAGGGAGUAUAUUCUCCCGACAACGAGGACAACGAUUGCGGUAUUCCCUAUUGGAUCAAUGACAUUGGCAUGCCUUAUGACAUCAAGAUUUCCCAAGUCAAUAUGGCCUUGGGUGCCGGCGACUUCACAAUUGGAUACGCCAAUGGUGACUAUAUGAUUGGAGAGAAUGGGGCCACCUGUCAGGAUAUUUCCAAGGGCCUUCGUGCAGUGACGGCUUGCCAUACUGCGUUCCCGAUCAACGGAGAGCCCAAGUAA